UCUAGUAGCAUCCGGAAAAGCCGCACGCUGUCUUUCCCCUCUUUCUACCGUCAAGAAGGAAGUUUCAACGACACUCUCCACCCACGUCAUGACUCUCUGGGGUCGAACGCAGCAACUGGACAGUGCCGUUCUGCGACAAAUCAACAGCCUCUACGGUCCGCACUUUCCCAUCGAAGUGCGCCACUAUUUCGCCGCCUGGAUCGAAUCUCAGCCAUGGGACCAAAUUGAUCCUGACAAUCCUACACAGUCUUCUCAUGCAAAAGUUCUAGUGGAGACUUUGAUCAAUCGGUUAGAGGCCAAAGCUCAAGAUUUAGCACAACAGGGCAGAGAAGACACUUUCUUGUUGCGUCUCAGGUUCGAAGAGAUAGCUCAGCAUUUUCAGAUGAUUUACCUACGAGACCCUCUUGCCCUUGUACGAGUUGUUCGACAUUGUUUACAGACAGAGAGCCAACUGGUUGAGCAAUCAACUCCGGGAUCUCAAGGUGCGAGUCAGUAUGCUGAUGUAGCAGCCGCCCAUCAACAAGUAGCAAAGUCGUUUGAUGAACUCGUAUGGAUGGCACAGGAAACAGAAGCUGAUCUGAAACAGUUGCAGCAAGCUCAGGAGUAUUUUGUCAUUCAAUAUCAAGAGAUGUGCAAGUUACAAGCGAUGGUCCAGAGAGCUCAAUCACACCCCGACGAGUCAGUACGGCAGCAACAUGAAAUGUAUGCCAAGAAGAAGACGGACAUGGAAGUUUACUUAUCAAAGGAGGCCGAAAAUCUGCUGGCAAAACGAAACCUUCUUGUUGAUAAGUUCCAGAAGAGUCUUCAACGUCUGGCGGCUGUUCAGCGUGUUAUACUUGAUGAGGAAUUGAUGAAGUGGCGUCAGGCGCAGCAGCUGGCCAAUAGUGGAGGACCACCACCCGGAGCAUUAGAUGUAUUGCAGUCUUGGUGUGAAGGGCUGGCAGAAUUGAUAUGGCGGAACAGACAGCAGAUCAGGCAAAUUGAGAUGUUGAAAGCUCAGUUGCCAAUACAAGGACACGGUGGAGUUCUACUGGAAGAGCUCACUCAGAACGUAUCAAGCUUGUUGUCGACACUUGUAACAAGCACGUUUAUUAUUGAGAAACAACCACCGCAGGUGUUGAAGACGCAAACAAAGUUUGUGGCAUCCGUGAGGUUAUUAGUUGGUGGCAAACUGAAUGUGCACAUGAACCCUCCUGAAGUCAUUGCAAGCAUUGUCAAUGAAAAACAGGCUCGUGCGUUACUCAGCAGUGAAGUCGAUCCGACACACGACGCUCUGCAGACAAGUGGUGAUAUCAUCAACAACAGACGAGUGAUGGAAUAUCAUCAGGCAUCCGGCAGUCUUAGUGUUACCUUUCGAAAUAUGCAACUUAAAAAGAUUAAAAGACCCGACAAAAAGGGAGCAGAGACGGCUGUUACGGAAGAGAAAUUUACGAUACUAUUCACAUCUCGGUUUAGCAUAGGCACUGGAGAAUUAUUGUUUGCAGUGAGGAGUGUAUCACUGCCCGUAGUGGUCGUAGUUCAUGGCAAUCAAGUGCAGAAUGCCGAAGCCACCAUCCUGUGGGAUAACUUCUUUUCAGAGCCGGGUAGGGUACCUUUCUUUGUGCCUGAUCACGUGACUUGGAAGCAUGUGGCAUCUGCUCUGAACGCUCGGUUUGUUAUGAGCAACGUCCGCGAAUUGACUGAUGAUAAUCUUGAAUAUCUGAGCCAUAAAUGUCUUCAUUCAUCUCCUCCGGGUGACGAUCAGGCAACAAGGAUUGUUACGUGGCAAUCAUUCAACAAGGAUCCGCUACCUGGUCGGAAUUUUACAUUUUGGGAAUGGUUUUUUGGAAUACUGGAUCUUGUACGACGACAUUUGCUUGGACCUUGGCAGGAUGGAUUGAUCAUGGGCUUUGUAACGAAACAGCAAGCUCAGGAGCUGCUGCAAACUCGACCGCCGGGCACAUUUCUAUUGAGAUUCAGUGAUUCUGAGGUCGGAGGAGUGACCGUGGCAUGGGUAGCUGAGAACGAUCAAGGUGAGCUACAGGUGUGGAACUUGCAACCUUGGUGGGCAAAGGAUUUCUCCAUCAGAGCUCUUGCUGAUAGAAUUCAUGAUCUUCCUCAGCUUCGUUAUCUAUAUCCAGACAUACCAAAGGAUAAGGCAUUUGGUCAAUACUAUAGUCCGAUUCAUGACGGAAAUCCUCAGAAGUCUUCUGGCGAUUAUGUACAAUCUACUAUUGCUGCAGUCAUACCUGCUAGUGUGGCAUCUGCAAGCGAAGGACAUGGAGGCUCUUCAACCAACUUGGAACCGAUGAAGACGGAGGGUGGCCCAAUGCGUCACAGUGCCGAGAUGACGAGUGUAUUCUUCAGUGACCCGGCUCUGAGUCCACAGGGCAGCAGUGUUCACAGUCCUGAGAAUGCCAGCAAUAUGGCAACAGACAUGGAGGCGCCGGUUGACCUAUCGCAAUUGGGAUUAUCGAGCGUUUCCAACGACAUGGACAUGAAUGAGUUUCUGGCCACUCUUCAGAAGAACUAAGCGGUCGGAGUAAUAAAUAGUUUCUAUUGUACCAGCUGGGUAAACGAAAUCUGGGCGACACCGAGGGUUGUUUUUCAGGAAAUUUGGUCAUUUUGGCGUGACAAUUAUAAUGAAGGUUUAUUAUACAUCUGUUUUUCAUCUUGCUUGACUUAGUAAACUUAUCAUCCAGGGUUUCAUAUAGUUGGGUUUUGUGAUUACAAGACUGGCUGCUGAUGGUUGCCUCAAGGACGAUA
Messenger RNA from Corticium candelabrum, 2745 nucleotides. RefSeq names its product signal transducer and activator of transcription 5B-like. Gene Ontology annotation, biological process: cell surface receptor signaling pathway via JAK-STAT; defense response; regulation of cell population proliferation. The transcript is spliced from 26 exons. The record is from RefSeq and is a predicted model, not a curated record. Gene Ontology annotation, molecular function: RNA polymerase II cis-regulatory region sequence-specific DNA binding; DNA-binding transcription factor activity, RNA polymerase II-specific. The coding region runs from base 89 to 2512 and encodes 807 amino acids. Lineage: Eukaryota; Metazoa; Porifera; Homoscleromorpha; Homosclerophorida; Plakinidae.